UUGUUACGGCCAGCUUCCGGUCUGCCGCAGGGGGCUCCGCUCGCUGCCUGCCUGGUCGCGAACGUAGUAGACUAGUAGGGUCGAGGCUGGCGGGCUGCAGCAGGUGCAGACACCGUCAUGCCCCGGUAUUACGAAGACAAGCCGGAGGGCGGUGCAUGCGCGGGCGUGAAGGAGGACCUGGGCGCAUGUCUGCUGGAGUCGGAUUGUGUGCUCCAGGAAGGAAAAUCCCCUCGGCAGUGUUUGAAGGAAGGAUACUGCAAAGCUUUGAAAUAUUCAUUUUUUGAGUGUAAAAGAUCAAUGUUGGAUGCCAGAUCAAGAUUCAGAGGAAGAAAAGGUUAUUGAUACCAUUAUUGAAACCACGAUGAAAACAACAAAGGAUUUUCUCUGGUCAUUAAAACAGAGAAGUCAAAAUCGGAAACAUCGUUUUUGCUACAUCUGUUUGGUUGGACUACUUCCGUGGAACACUGGAGAAAAUGGAUGAGUUGUGUUUUUGAAUAUGUAUAAAGUAAAUGAUUCUCUUGAUGUAAGUCAGUUUUAGAAGAAAAGUUAAUUGAACAGUUAUGGGCUGGGAAUAUAAUAAAUGUGUUUUGAGAAUUGUUCUAAA
Molecule: messenger RNA, 604 nt
Organism: Lemur catta (Ring-tailed lemur)
Lineage: Eukaryota; Metazoa; Chordata; Mammalia; Primates; Lemuridae
Product: cytochrome c oxidase assembly factor 5
Exons: 3
Coding region: 118-342 (74 amino acids)
Biological process (GO): mitochondrial respiratory chain complex IV assembly
Cellular component (GO): mitochondrion
Source: RefSeq, a predicted model, not a curated record